AUGGUGGUGAUCGUGGUCGCCUUGAGUGAGACAGACGAUCAUUCGGUAGCAGAAUCUGAACCGACUCAGAUAAUGGUAGCAGUGAACGAGUCGUCAAUCAAAGGAUACCCACAUGGCAUCCAUCAGCAGCAGCGGUGCAUUCGAUUGGACACUCCAAAGAUCAUCUGCUCCAACUCCUCCGGCUUGAAGCUCCUCUUCCUCCACGUUCAAGUCCCUGACGAUGAUGGGUUUAAUGACAUGGACGUCAUUUAUGCAUCACCUGGAGAUUUUCACGAUAGAGGGCUUCACUUGCUGGAGUGCUUUGUUGGGAGGUCUCAUGAAAUUGGGGUUUCUUGUGAAGCAUAG
Molecule: messenger RNA, 345 nt
Organism: Macadamia integrifolia
Lineage: Eukaryota; Viridiplantae; Streptophyta; Magnoliopsida; Proteales; Proteaceae
Product: universal stress protein A-like protein
Exons: 1
Coding region: 1-345 (114 amino acids)
Molecular function (GO): AMP binding
Source: RefSeq, a predicted model, not a curated record